Messenger RNA from Pongo pygmaeus (Bornean orangutan), 2304 nucleotides. It is a transcript of the gene HABP2, whose product is annotated as hyaluronan binding protein 2. The transcript has 13 exons. The record is from RefSeq and is a predicted model, not a curated record. Gene Ontology annotation, molecular function: serine-type endopeptidase activity. NCBI's taxonomy places the organism in Eukaryota, Metazoa, Chordata, Mammalia, Primates, Hominidae. Gene Ontology annotation, biological process: proteolysis. The coding region runs from base 70 to 1752 and encodes 560 amino acids.
CCCCCCUAAAGGCAUAGACAACAAAAGAAAUUUUAUUGAGAGCGAAACACAAGUCCUUAAACUGCAAAGAUGUUUGCCAGGAUGUCUGAUCUCCAUGUUCUGUUGUUAAUGGCUCUGGUGGGAAAGACAGCCUGUGGGUUCUCCCUGAUGUCUUUAUUGGAAAGCCUGGACCCAGACUGGACCCCUGACCAGUAUGACUACAGCUACGAGGAUUAUAAUCAGGAAGAGAACACCAGUAGCACACUUACCCACCCUGAGAAUCCUGACUGGUACUACACUGAGGACCAAGCCGAUCCGUGCCAGCCCAACCCCUGUGAACACGGUGGGGACUGCCUCGUCCAUGGGAGCACCUUCACAUGCAGCUGCCUGGCUCCUUUCUCUGGGAAUAAGUGUCAGAAAGUGCAAAAUACGUGCAAGGACAACCCAUGUGGCCGGGGCCAAUGUCUCAUUACCCAGAGUCCUCCCUACUACCACUGUGUCUGUAAACACCCUUACACAGGUCCCAGCUGCUCCCAAGUGAUUCCUGUAUGCAGGCCAAACCCCUGCCAGAAUGGGGCUACCUGCUCCCGGCAUAAGCGGAGAUCCAAGUUCACCUGUGCCUGUCUUGACCAGUUCAAGGGGAAAUUCUGUGAAAUAGGUUCUGAUGACUGCUAUGUUGGCGAUGGCUACUCUUACCGAGGGAAAAUGAAUAGGACAGUCAACCAGCAUGCAUGCCUUUACUGGAACUCCCACCUCCUCUUGCAGGAGAAUUACAACAUGUUUAUGGAGGACGCUGAGACCCAUGGGAUUGGGGAGCACAAUUUCUGCAGAAACCCAGAUGCGGAUGAAAAGCCCUGGUGCUUUAUUAAAGUUACCAAUGACAAGGUGAAAUGGGAAUACUGUGAUGUCUCAGCCUGCUCAGCCCAAGACGUUGCCUACACGGAGGAAAGCCCCACUGAGCCAUCAGCCAAGUUUCUGGGGUUUGACUCCUGCGGAAAGACUGAGAUAGCAGAGAGGAAGAUCAAGAGAGUCUAUGGAGGCUUUAAGAGCACGGCGGGCAAGCACCCAUGGCAGGCGUCCCUCCAGUCCUCACUGCCUCUGACAGUCUCCAUGCCCCAGGGCCACUUCUGUGGGGGGGCGCUGAUCCACCCCUGCUGGGUGCUCACUGCUGCCCACUGCACCGACAUAAAAACCAGACAUCUAAAGGUGGUGCUAGGGGACCAGGACCUGAAGAAAGAAGAAUUUCAUGAGCAGAGCUUUAGGGUGGAGAAGAUAUUCAAGUACAGCCACUACAAUGAAAGAGAUGAGAUUCCCCACAAUGAUAUUGCAUUGCUCAAGUUAAAGCCAGUGGAUGGUCACUGUGCUCUGGAAUCCAAAUACGUGAAGACCGUGUGCUUGCCUGAUGGGUCCUUUCCCUCUGGGAGUGAGUGCCACAUCUCUGGCUGGGGUGUUACAGAAACAGGAAAAGGGUCCCGCCAGCUCCUGGAUGCCAAAGUCAAGCUGAUCGCCAACGCUUUGUGCAACUCCCGCCGACUCUAUGACCACAUGAUUGAUGACAGUAUGAUCUGUGCGGGAAACCUUCAGAAACCUGGGCAAGAUACCUGCCAGGGUGACUCUGGAGGCCCCCUGACCUGUGAGAAGGAUGGCACCUACUACGUCUAUGGGAUAGUGAGUUGGGGCCUGGAGUGUGGGACGAGGCCAGGGGUCUACACCCAUGUUACCAAAUUCCUGAAUUGGAUCAAGUCCACCAUCAAAAGUGAAAGUGGCUUCUAAGGUACUGUCUUCUGGACCUCAGAGCCCACUCUCCUUGGCAUCCUGACACCGGGAGGCCUCAUGGCCAACAAUGGACACCCACAGAGCCUCCAGGGGACCACACAGUGGACUGUCCCUACUCUAAGCAGAGACAACUGCCACCCAGCCUGGGCCUUCCCAGACCAGCAUUUGCACAAUAUCACCAGGCUUCUUCUGCCUCCCUUGGUAACCCAAGGAAUGAUGGAAUCAACACAACAUAGUAUGUUUGCUUUCCUCACCCAAUUGUACCUUCUAGAAAAAUCAGUGUUCACAGAGACUGCCUCCACCACACGCAUCUGCAAAUGCAGACUCCAGAAUGCCCAGCAUCAGCGGGAACCAUCAUCACAUCUUUAUUCCUCAGCCCAGACACUCGAGGCACUCAACAGAAUCAGCCAUCCACCUCUAGGUAUCAGAGAGGACCACAAAUACAACAUUCUCCAUUUGCUUUCAGAGUUAUUAUUUUAAUAAAGGCAGAUCUGGGAUGGGCUAGUGGGCCAUUUUUCCAGCUCGCCGAUAUCAAAGCCAUCUGAAGCA